AUGGGAGACGUCCCAACAAACGCGAACGCUGGUUGUCCAGGAGUGGGCAGUGCUGGUGCUGGGAAAGCAUCUGGAUGCGCUGGUUGUCCGAAUCAGGGAUCUUGCUCUACUGGUCAAGUACCAAAGCCCGAUGACGACAUCAGGCUGAUUCAGGAUCGAUUUAGCGGCGUUAAGCAUAAGAUUUUGAUCCUUUCUGGGAAGGGAGGAGUAGGUAAAAGCACAGUGACCACAAGUUUGGCCCGUGCUUUGGCUGCUGACGCAUCGAAACAAGUGGCAAUUCUCGAUGUGGACAUCUGUGGUCCGUCGCAACCACGAAUGCUUGGAGUAGAAGAUGAAGAGGUGCAUGAUAGUGCAGAUGGUUGGACUCCUGUACUAGUACGAGAGAACCUGAUGUUGAUGAGCAUAGCCUUCUUAUUAGGGAAUAAAAAUGAUGCUAUUAUUUGGAGAGGAGCAAGGAAGAAUGGCAUGAUCAAACAGUUCCUUCGAGAUGUUGAUUGGGGAGAGGUUGAUUACCUGCUGAUCGACACUCCUCCGGGAACAUCCGAUGAGCACAUAUCCGUCGUGCAGUUUCUGCUACAAGCAGGAAGUCUCGAUGGUGCAAUCAUUGUCAGCACACCACAAGAAGUGUCUUUACUCGACGUGAGGAAAGAAGUCAGCUUCUGUCAUAAAACUAAGGUUCCUAUUUUGGGAGUAGUCGAAAACAUGGCAAAGUUCGUCUGCCCACACUGCAACCACACCACCAUACUCUUCCCCUCAACUACUGGGGGGUCAACAGCUAUGUGUGAGGAAAGCAAACUGGAGCUGCUGAGUCAACUACCUCUUGAACCUUCACUUGCUGAGGCUCUCGACAAGGGAGAGGACUUCUUCGCGAAAUAUCCAGAUUCGGCACUCACGAAGACCUUCUUGGAACUGGCAGGGAAGCUCACGGCGAAACUUGAAUAA
Necator americanus (New World hookworm) is the source of this 942-nucleotide messenger RNA. RefSeq lists its product as uncharacterized. The coding region runs from base 1 to 942 and encodes 313 amino acids. Lineage: Eukaryota; Metazoa; Nematoda; Chromadorea; Rhabditida; Ancylostomatidae. Gene Ontology annotation, biological process: iron-sulfur cluster assembly. Gene Ontology annotation, molecular function: ATP-dependent FeS chaperone activity; ATP binding; 4 iron, 4 sulfur cluster binding. Gene Ontology annotation, cellular component: cytosol. The transcript is spliced from 9 exons. The record is from RefSeq and is a predicted model, not a curated record.